UUAUGAAAUUAAAAUAUCUCAAUAUUUUCUUAUCGAAGAAGUUUAGACAAUUAGGAUUAUGUGUUGGUAAUAAUCCUUCUUACUUUAUCGUCAUUCCGAUGAUUGUAUCCGUGGUAUUAGCUACGGGUCUUCACAAGUGGCACGAAGAAACGAGUGUAAAAUAUUUAAUUGCACCCAAAAAUACCAGACACGUUACUGAAGAAGCCUCCAUAGAAAGUCUGUUUCCCAUGAACUUAUCUUCCGAUGCUUACAUGGAAAGAAUGAACAGAGAACCAAACGUAGCAGUAGUCCUAGUUAAGGCAAAAGAUGAAGGAUCCGUGCUUCGAAGAGACGUAUUUCAAGAAAUUAUUCAAUUGGAUAAAACUGUUCAAAAUAUAAAAACUGCAGAGAAUUUCACAUAUAAAGAUUUAUGCGCAAGAAAUAACAAGAGAUGCUUCGAGAAUUCUAUUUUAUUAAUGCAAAACGAAAUCGAAAUGAUGGAAAACAACACUUAUUCCAUCAAAUACCCUUUAAGCAAGAAAGAUAAAUACGAUUUUCAAUUAACGAGUUUAUUUUUAGGAGGAGUCGAAAAAAAUGCAGACGAUUACGUUAAAAGUGCUAAAGUAUUGCGACUCGUUUAUUACUUUAACGACUAUUCGAAACUUGAAAGAAGCAAAGUGGAAGAAUGGCAAAAUCUGUUUUUAGAUCUUAUUGAAUCGAGUAAUUUUCAGUACAUAAUCGUCGAUCGAUACACAUCGAUUACAAUUGAACAAGAGUUAUCUGCUGUCGUCAGUCGAAUAUUUCCUCGAAUACCGAUUGCAAUGUUAGCAAUAGCAAUCUUUUCAAUGCUGACCUGUUUGUAUAACAGUUGGAUCGAAAGCAAACCUUGGACUGGAAUAAUUGCGUUAACAUCGGGAGGAAUGUCUUUGGCUUCGUCAUUUGGAUUGAUUAUGUAUUUUAAUACACCGUUUGUGGCUCCUGCUGGAUCUAUACCCUUUUUAAUCAUAGGAGUAGCCAUGGACGAUGCCUUUGUUUUUCUUGCUGCGUGGAAAAGAACCGAUUAUCAUAAGACCGUUGCAGACAGACUCUCAGAAGUUUAUUCGGAAUCCGCCAUUUCUGUUACUGUAACUUCAGUAACGAAUUUCAUAGCUUUCAUUUCAGGACUGUUCACCCCUUUCAGAGCCAUAUCUUAUUUUUGUUUAUACGCAUCGAUUUCUGUUCUCUUUUGUUACGUUUAUCAGAUAACGUUCGUUGGUGCAUGCAUGGCACUCUUUGGAUAUGUGGAGAAACAAGGAAGACAUUCUUUAUUCUUCACGAAAAUAAAUACACAAACAGAAAAUCAUUCAUGGAUUCGAAAAAUACUCUUCACCACUCCUAGGUCAUCAAUUUGGACGAAGCUCGGUAAUAUUUUAUUCUUAUGGUAUGUCAUGAUAAUUAUUCUCUUCAUCAUGGCAGGAUACGUGGCAGUUGGAGUUUGGGGAGUGACAAAAACAGACACUAUAGGAUCAUUAUCCGACUCUUCUGCAUACGAUUCAUAUCAUUUGCAGUAUCAUAAAAAUGUUUUUAGAUAUUUCAAGCAUUACGAAAACAGAAUCCAAAUCGUUGUCGAUCAAGAAAUCAAUUAUGCAGAUGUGGAAAUUCAGAAUCAAAUAGAAAAUCUUUUUUCCGAAAUGGUGAGAAAAGGAUUGAUUGCAGAUUUUCUUACCGAAUCUUGGCUCCGAAGUUUCUUGAAAUUCGUCAAAGACGAUUCAAUGGUUUCUAUUGUUAAGUCAUACAAUAUGAGCGACACAAAAGAUUUUAUUGUCGUUUUGCGUAGAAUGUUUCUACGCCAUCCGUAUGCACAACGAUUUCGUAAUGAUAUUGCCUUCAACUCUGACUAUACAGCUAUCGUUGGAAGCAGAUUUCUUUGUCAGACCAAUUUCACUAUUGACGAAAAAUCAUUCUACGUGACUUUACAGAGACUAAGGAAAAUCACUGAUAAAAUGCCAUUCCGUGUGUUUCCGUAUUACUUCUUGAAUUAUGCUGUCGACAGCAUUGACUUGCGUAUAAAAUUUACUGUUCAACUGUUGUGUAGUAUUGUAUUAAUUGUAAUUUUUGUGUGUUUCGUUUUCAUGCCAGACGUCGUCGUCACGUUUUCGGUCACUCUUUCUAUUGUUACUAUCGAAAUUUCUACUUUGGGUUACAUGGCUUUCUGGGAUGUGGAAUUGGCACCAGUGUCUAUAAUUGUCUUAGUCAUGUGCGCCGGUUUUUCGGUGGAUUAUUCUGCUCAUAUGUCUCAUGCUUAUAGACAUUGCGACAUUAAAGAUUCCAAUGAACGUCUUCGUCAUAGCAUCAAUUGUAUAGGAUUCGCAAUAUUUCAAGGUAGUGCAACAACUAUAAUUUCCGUGUUACCUUUAACCAUUCCAUUGGCGUAUAUAUUUGUCACGAUUUUUAAAAUAAUCUUUUUGGUUAUUAUGUUUUCUUUUAUUACUGCUUUGGUAUUUUUGCCGGUUAUUUUAUCGACACUGAAUUAUAUGAAAUCGAAAAUGUGCGAAAGAAAGAAAAGAAGUAAAACCCUCGACCACAAAGUCGACGGGCAGGCAAAUUUUGGUUAUCAAUCGUCAGAAAUUUGUACAUAAAUACGUUUCAAGGCGCUCUCGUCAUUAAUUAAUCGAUUUUAAUUAAUAACUUAAUAAUGUAUUAAUUAUUUCUCGAGGAAGACAUCGUGAUGUGCAGCAUUCAGUUUUCAUACUGCUCUGAAUAGGGUUUUUGAUAGGUCAGUUCCAUUAAACAUCCAGGAAUGGAUGAGUUUGGCACAUCCCCUAAAACUAUGGUCACGUCAAUCGUUGUGGAAGCUGCGACGAGGUAUCUGUAAGUGUCUGAGUCGUUUUAACUGCCUAUUGACUUUAUACAACCAGUUUAUAUUCACUUGUUCGUUUUUUUAAUAGUCAGUCUCUCGUUUCUCGAAUGAUUUUUGCCGUUGUUUUCCUUCAUCUUCCUUUGUUUUAUUUUUUCGAACAUCUUUAAAGGCAAUGAACGAUGACAACUUCUUUUGGUAUAGUUAGUCACACAAGACGAUGAUGAAACGAGAUUUUUCGUGAUCAGUUCGUAUUUCUUUUUUAUAAUCAGAGUUCGGACGAAGAGACUGACAUUUUUCCUUAAAAAACAGAAACAGAAAGCCAUGUGUUGCUCCGGAAGACCGGGAGUAAAAUCUGGAUGGGUCGAAACAUUACAGGAAGUUUAACAGAUUGGUCUGCUUGAGGUUGAUCCAGAGCCGUAACUAGGCAGGUGCAAGAGGUGCAUUCGCACAGGGCCCACUUGGAAGGGGGGACCAAACUGCUGUUCAGGAGAAAUUAUAGUUUUAAAUCUUAAAUUUUUCCUCCCUUUUAUUGGCGAUUACAUUUUGCCUUAUUUAAACCCUAGAUGUCUGCUCACCAGUGUUUUCAACCGUGGCGACUUUUAGAGGAACGUAGUGAGAUAGCGGAGACCUGAGACAAAUCAGCCAAAAGUAGGGACUUUUGAAAUUUUGUUUGUUUAUUUUUUGAGAAAUUU
Molecule: messenger RNA, 3510 nt
Organism: Centruroides sculpturatus (bark scorpion)
Lineage: Eukaryota; Metazoa; Arthropoda; Arachnida; Scorpiones; Buthidae
Product: patched domain-containing protein 3-like
Exons: 3
Coding region: 3-2597 (864 amino acids)
Cellular component (GO): membrane
Source: RefSeq, a predicted model, not a curated record